Molecule: messenger RNA, 9757 nt
Organism: Haliotis rufescens (red abalone)
Lineage: Eukaryota; Metazoa; Mollusca; Gastropoda; Lepetellida; Haliotidae
Product: mitoferrin-2-like
Exons: 4
Coding region: 135-1100 (321 amino acids)
Biological process (GO): iron import into the mitochondrion
Cellular component (GO): mitochondrial membrane
Molecular function (GO): ferrous iron transmembrane transporter activity
Source: RefSeq, a predicted model, not a curated record
UGCCACAGCGCAAGCAUGGCGGAGUUCGGCUAGCGAGCUCCGCAAGGGUACGUGUGUGUAUUUCAGUUAAAAGCAGUAGCGUGUUAAGAUCGGCGUGUGAAACAGUCUAGGAUUUGAGCAUUAUAUUACCUACAAUGGAAGAAGACGAUCCUUAUGAAAGCUUGCCAGCAUCAUCAACUAUGGUUACCCACAUGGUGGCAGGGGCGGCGGCCGGAGUCAUGGAACACUGCGUCAUGUACCCUGUUGACUGCGUGAAGACUCGGAUGCAGAGUAUCGUGCCUGACCCCAAUGCCAACUAUCGCAGCCUGGCUGAUGGCUUCGUGAAGAUCUUGCGCUACGAGGGCAUCAAGAACACUAUGCGGGGGAUCAGUGCCAUGGUGGUCGGGGCUGGACCUGCACAUGCUAUGUACUUCGCCUGCUACGAGAAGAUCAAGUCAGAGCUCAGUAAUGGGAAGCAGGGCAACCACUUGGCAAAUGGAGCUGCAGGCUGUGUUGCCACAGUGUUGCAUGAUGCUGUCAUGAAUCCUGCUGAAGUGGUCAAGCAGAGAAUGCAGGUGUAUGGAAGCCCAUACAGGACAUGUUUUGACUGUGCAAAGACUGUAGCUCAAGAGGAGGGUUUUCGAGCCUUCUAUCGAAGCUUCACAACACAAUUGACUAUGAAUAUUCCUUUCCAGUGCUUGCACUUCAUGACUUACGAGUUUAUGCAAGACUGCCUGAACCAACAGAGACACUAUGAUCCCAGGAGUCAUGUUAUAUCAGGUGCUUUAGCAGGUGCUGUUGCUGCUGCUGCCACGAUGCCGUUAGACGUUUGCAAAACCCUGCUCAACACGCAGGAGCAGUGCGCUCGGACUAAGAUCUCAUAUGUGAAUGGCAUGGCAGCAGCUUUUAGGACGGUUUACGAGUUUCAAGGUAUCACUGGUUACUUUCGAGGCAUUCAACCGAGAGUGAUCUACCAGAUGCCCUCGACAGCAAUAUCAUGGUCGGUGUACGAGUUCUUCAAGUUCACGAUUUCAAAGAAGCAGAGAGAAGACAGUCGCUACCUCACGUCGCCUGUCAAGUCGAUGCCGGUGCAUGCUGCUACUGCCGCUUCCUCCAGAUGACAUGUGACCUUCUAAAGGUAUUGUCAUUGGUCAGUUCAGUCUGAUCGAUGACAGGAGAUCGCAGUGGGAAUGGUCAGGAAGGUUCUGAUCGCUUACAGGGAUAGGUUUAAGGAUAUGAGAAACCAAUUUGAUUUGGAAUAUCUGACACCCAGUGUACAGUAUCAUUUGUUAGUGGUAACAUAAUGUAAGGAAAUGAAAAUGUGAGACAGGGAAAAGAAUUAUGUUCUUCACACAGUUUCACUAAAUAUCUUUAUGUUUCCAUUAUAUAAUGGCGGUAGACAUAUAAUUUGAGAGCUAUUGAUUUGAUUCUGCAAGUAGUUAUGUUAAGGCAUAUACAUAGUGUGUGAAAUAGCUUCCUUACGAGUUAAAUGUUGUUAUUUUUUCAUUCUUUCCAGACUAAGCUUAAUAUAAUGUAUUUAUUCCAUGCACUUGGUCCAGACUCUUUGUUAUAUCUUGCAAUUUCUACAGGUGAAAAAAUAGAAUUAAUAAUCAGAUUAUAUGUCUGGAUAUGUUGCCAUGGGAACCGUGCCAUCGGGCAUGUGAUGCAGUUACACAUUGUAUAAAUUUCAAACAUGUUAAGUACUGAGUUGCAGAGAGAGAGUUGCCUUACGUGUAUGAACUAUCUUCGUAAAGACAGUUUGAGAGAAAGUAAGUUUUUUUCAUCAUUGAUCACUGAUCAUUUUAUGUGCAGGGAAAAAAAGUUCUUUUCAAAUUAUAUUUUUUCUCCACUUAUGAUAAAUUUUUUAAUGAAUCAAUCAUAUUUUUACAAAAAUAUCAACUUCUUUGAGUACGUUUUAUCUAUAGUCACAUUUUUUUUGUGUGGACCAUGGUAGUUUUUUAAGCUGCAGGUCUGUGAACUGGUUUUUCAUUGAAGCUAUUCCACACAAUGUACAUGACGAUCUGUGGCUGCAGUCACGGCAUUAUGAUCAUUUUGUAAGCAUUCAAUAAUGCUAAAUAUCAGUGAAGUCUGACUUGUAGGUAAAUUUGUAUAAGUAGUCUAUGACUUCAUUUGAAGAAACAUCUUGUAUUUUAAUCAAAUGUCAAUAAGGUUACUGCAAUAGUUUUCAGUGUGAGGUCUUAGUCAAGGGGAGAUAAUUCAACAUAGGUACAACAGAGUUACCUCCCUUACUGAUAGUGAUACAGGUACCAAGGCAUAAUCAACAGUUAAAAAAUUCUUCAGCAACCUGUCAUUUAAUACUUUGGGAGGCGGGAAUCGGGGGUGGGUCAUCAGAAAACAUGUCCCAGGGGUCAUUAAAAUUGUAAUUGUUUUUAGGGGGUCAUGACUUUAGUAGUAUAUACUACAUUAAAGGAGGGUCAUGAGAAAGGAACAAACAUUUGGGGACGUUAUUUCGUAAACCCCUCACCCCUGCACCCCCUUGUAGUAAAUGAGCAGUUUUUUAUUGGUUAAAUGUAUGACCAUCACAUUUAUUCCACGCCUGUCAUGUAUUGCCAACUCUGCAUGACGUAUCAGUUAUCUCCCUUUAUCAUUAGAGGUGGUGGUUCUCUCCAUAUAUUCAAGAAACUUGUCAUGUGUCAGAAUACUGAAACGGAAACAAUCUUUGGAUGAUUUUUACUUUUCCAAAGUAAGAGGAAAAACUUUAAAAAAUUGUUAUUGUGAUGAAACAAUAAAUAUACCCUAUUUUAUUUAUGCAACCCUACUAGAGCAUUGAGUGUUUAGAUUGGUUUUUUUUCAAUUUUGCUGAUGGAUCAGAAAUAUUCCUCUUUGCUAUUGAAGAUACUUCUUGACAAAGAGGCUAUUUCAUAUUGCCCGCAGUUGGUAAAAUGUUGUGUUUGAAACUGAUUAAUGGGUGUGUGGGGUUUUGAGGUUUUGUAGCAUGCUCUACUAGGGGUGUAUGAGAUAAAAUAUCAAUCAAACAGAUUGUAAAAAACAUUUUGGACUUUUGGACGUUUGGACACUUGACCUAUUAGAUUUCCUAUGUCACUCAUUUCAUCACAUAUAGCCAAUACUGGAGUGUGACUUUCACAUUAUUGCUUUUCCUUGUUAGCAGGACACUUACGUUUUGCUGGGGCGGUCGGGUAGCCUAGUGGUUAAAGCGUUCGCUCGUCACGCCGAAGACCCGGGUUCGAAUCCCGACAUGGGUACAAUGUGUGAAGCCCAUUUCUGGUGUCUCCCGCCGUGAUAUUGCUGGAAUAUUGCUAAAAGCGGCGUAAAACCAAACUCACUCACUCACUCACUUACGUUUGCUGGCCUUCAUCUCAGUUGUAAGGUCUAUUUUAUCAUUGGGAUAUAUAGCAUCCAUUUUACUUGUAGCCGAGGCAAUAUUGAUUUAGACAGUGCAACCUUUCUCAAGGAUGGUAUGGCAUAGGGCAUGAACUAACUUUGACAUUUUAUACACCAAAGCGUAGAAAUAAGGGUUAGAAAUAAUUAUUGUCUUCAAGAGGUUUUGACAUAAUAAAGAAAAUUAACAUCCCAAGCAUAUUUAGGAACACUGGCAACAAAAGGUCCAAAAAUAUAGGAUUAUUAAAUUAUUUCACUCACCACCAUCUAUGCCAUGUGUGCUGUCGGUCAAUAUUUUGCAACACAUAUUAAUGAUAUUUUCAGGGGUGUUGGGGUAGCCUCAUAGUUAAAGCAUUUGCUCGUCCUGCCAAAGGCAGGAAUUUGAGUCUCCACAUAGGUUCAAUGUAUAGAGGGGGUGGUCGGGUAGCCUAGUGGUUAAAACGUUCGCUCGUCACACUGAAGACCAGGUUUCGAUUCCCGACAUGGGUACAAUCUGUGAAGCCCAUUUCUGGUGUCCCCCGCCGUGAUAUUGCUGGAAUAUUGCUAAAAGCGGCGUAAAACCAUAUUCACUCACUCACUCAAUGUAUAGAGCCCAUUUCUUUCCUCUCCUGCUGCGUUCACGGGAAUACUUCUGAAAGAGGCGUGAAACCCAAUUCAGUCAUCAUCAUGCUGUGAUCUUUUUAGUGAAAUAAAGUCUAGUGACAAACAACAUGGGAAACAACAAUAGAAGUAUUAAUUCCGCAGCUUAUCUCCUUUACAAAUUGUUUGAUAGGCAUUGCUUAGAAGUUGACGGAUGACAAAGUAGACACAAUUUAUGGAUAACAACUUCGUUAAUUACUGUAAAGGCAAUGUUUCAGUAUAGAUCCUUAUACCAUUGUCAAGCAAUACUGAAGGAGAAGGAUCUAAACUGAAACGUCGCCUUGGUAAUUUGAGAAGUUGUUAUGCAUAGAUUGUGUCUACUUUGUAUCUAUUUUACGGUUCAUGUUACUUGGAAUUGUGGCACAAAGUCAUGCAUUGACCCGAAACUUGAAUGAAUUGUUUCACAACCAUUUUGCUGUUAGUGUUUAGCAGGGUCUUCCCUAUGGCAGGUUAAGUCUACUGUGAAACACACACACCAGUUUAUCAUAUCAUGGUUCAAGGUUGAACUUUAGUUUUUUAGAAAGUGGGUGAGCACCAAAUGUGUAUGGCUUGCAGAUGAUACAGACAUACCUCCACAACUUCUGAACAUCAAUGACUGUGUGACCCUGUUAUAUUGAACACAUGGAAAUGAGGGGUGUCUGUAUUUUCUAGAUAAUUAAUGGAUUUUUGUGACCAUUUUUUUUUUGCAUAAGGGUGUUUACAGAGUUCAAUUUAUUUCUUUUGAAGGGAAAUGUUAUAUUUCUACCAGGUAGUUCAUAACUGUCAAUUUACAUCCAGCAUACAUAUUUUGUCUUAAGGUAGCUGGUAGACAUCAGGGUGCAGUUGUACACAGCGAUCUUAGUGCUAAGGUGAUCGUAACUCACAUCCCUUAACACAGAGUGGUGCUAAGGUUGUUUUGUACGACGACACCCAGGACAUCAUUGAUGCAAGGAUCAGCAUGAAAUUUAUGCUGGCCAACUAGAUAAAUGUUUGUCCAAUUUUGUUUCUACUGGCACAAAUGCAAGUUCAAUAGAUAGAGGCCAUGAAAAGUACCUUUUAAAAUUAUUGGUUGAAUUGAGGGCUGAAAGACACUAGUUGACAUGACAACUGUUGGCCUUAAACAAAUACUAGUUCCAUAUCUUUUGGAUAAUUAUUAUUUUUGGGUUGUGAUGUAGAAUUUCUUAUAUAAUGUUCAGUAUGGAAUAAACGUUAGUAUGUGUACCAUAAAUAAAUUCAAAAUUUACUAAUAUGCUGUGGAAUAAAUGUCAGUAUGUGUACCAUAAAUAAAAUCAAAAUUUACUAAUAUGCUGUGAAUGACGAUCAAUCACUGACUUAAUAUGUAACUACCUGGUUCAAGUAUCAUGAUGUUCUGCUUUUCUUGAGAGAUUUCAAAUGUUUGAGUUUAUUGUUAUCCUCGUAAUUGUUUGGGAUGUGGAAAACAUUUCUGUUUAAUUGAAAGUAUUGAUAACUGAAAAUAGAAUUAUUUCAAAAUUCUCUUUUUGUAUUUAUUUACAUUCUUUCCCUCUCUUCAUUUGAUAUCAAUGUGAUGAAAUUGUAGAUAUGCUGUACAGUGUUUUUUGCCAAGAAAUGUGUUGAUGUUGAACAACAUCCCCCUUGCCUUCAAUUGUGUUUCUGGAUGUGACUAUUUGGACGUUAUAAUUCAAUAUUUUGUAACGCUUCUCUUUAUAAGACUCACGGGAUGACAAAGACUAUCCGUUUGAUAUUAUUUUCUUGUUAUGAUGGAAGUUUUACAACGUUAUAAGAUGCUCUGAAACUACCUUUGAGCAGUAUGUUGAGGGAAAUGUUAUUCAAUUGCAGUAAUUAAUGCUGUGUGGACACAUUCUUGGCAGAACACUACAACUGCUUUUGUGUACAAAUAGUAAUGUUUUCCAAACCCCUAUUCAUAGCUUUUAUCCUAUUAUUGCAUGGCCUUUAUCAUAUUGUCUAAUUACGGUGUAUUUUAAGUCAUUCCAGAGCUGAACAACUAGUCAAUGGGGACUAUCCUAUACACACAGCUUCACCUUAAUUUGCCACAGUGUGGCCGGCAAUUGUCCAAUCAUUGCCUCUGAUUCUAAUCAUGUGACCUGCAUCUGGCCAAUACUAGACAUGGAUUCAAUAUCGUCAACCUCGUCGUCCAUCCAAGCCAUCGAUUGCGUGCGAGCCGACAUAUAUGAUCCACAGCUGAUCAAGGAGUGCUUGUGGCUUGUGGCUGAAUCUCUCUGAAAUAUUCCACAGAGUUUACACAACUGAUAAUAUUCCAGCCAACAUCAUCAACCAUUGACAAUGUUGCUGUCCGAGAGUAAAUGCCAAGGAAACAUCAGGUCAUGUGACUGUUGCCUAGGAAACAUGUCAUAUGACCGUGUUACUAAGGAAACAUGAAGUCAUGUGACUGUUGCUAUACAUUUCCUGCUGCCUGGGUGUCAGAAGAGAGACUUUUACACGCAAGCAGUGCAAUAAUAUUUUAGUGCUUUAUUCCUUAACUAGAUCUGGCUUUCCCUUUUGUUGGAAGAAGAACUUCACAUAAUGGGGGAUUUUAAUGACAUAUUCUUCACAUGGGCAUUUUGCUGAAGGAAGAACUUUUACAAUGUGUCCACUGUUUUUUUUACUGCAGUAUCCAGUGAGACGAUGGUGCUGGAUUCAUGUCCCUGACUAUUCGUUAAGUGUUGAAUGACUUGUGUGAGUGCGGUGAAUGUGAUUGUGGAAAGAAGAACUUUCCCAGUGCAAACCAGUGGAAGAAGUCCAAAAUGGCUGCCAUUUGUAGAAAGCAGACUUUCUCAGUGUCGACCAAGGACGGGGGAUAUAGUACACCUGACCUUGGCCUACUAGACGGAACAUUACCAAUGUGAUGAGGAACAUGACUGCAUAUGUGGAAAGAUGAACUUUCUCAGUGUUGUCAGUAUUUAUUUUACACAAAUCAUGUUGACUGCACAUGUGGAAAGACGAACUUUCUCAGUGUUGGUUGAUCUGAAGAAACUCCAAAGAUUGUGAUGUAAACACAUUGUUUAUCUUUAUGAGUCAAAAUUUAUUGUUAAUAAUUUGAAGAAGUUAAAAUAAUAUCAAAGCUUGUUGCAGAAUCAGAUCUAUUUGAUUGUUACCAAUUCUGAGGUGCGAGAUGACUCACUGUAGAUAUUGCUAGAAAUGGAUGCUCUUAGUGAAACAUUGUAGGUCAUUUUUUAAAGGAAAAGAGGUCUGGGUAAAUGAAGGUUAUUUGUGGUAAAAAACUAUAUACUCAACAACAAAUGUUACAUAUCAAUUAAGUGAAAACUGAAGAUGCAUGACAUAUAUAUUGUAUGAUCACUAUGGUGAUAUUGACUAAAUGUCUUGACAAAUUUAUCAAUUUUCUAUCAAUUUUAUCUUCAGAACUGACCAUUUGCCAAGACUGAUUCCGUUUUGAUUAGUAUGAGGAUGAAAUACAAUUGUUACAUUUCAGGUUAGUUUUAUGCUUCAGCCUCCAUUACAUCUAUAAUGGGAUACUAUGUAUAUAUCAUGAUAUAUCCAGAUAUUACACAAUAACCAAACACAAAUUUCCAGGCAACAUUUCAAUUUUGAAUUUGUAUAAGUUCAAAUUUAAGAAGAUAUACAAAUCUUUAGAAUGCCCUAGGGUUUCAUUUCAGCCCAGAUAAACAAAAGCACAUUUGUAAUCUUCAAAAUAAACUACUUGUCAUUUAAUAUGCUGGAAACAAGCACAAUAUGAUGAAUAAGAACACAAUCAAAAUUCGUUUUCACCCCUCCCCUCUUCCGUUUGAAGGGGGCACGGGUGGCCCAGUCGUCUAAGGCGCCGUGAUUCGCUGUGCAGAGUUGCGUACCUUGGGCGUGCCAGAAACCUAUGAUUGUGGGUUCGAAUCCCGGUUCGCCCCGAUUAUGUUUCUAGGUUUGUUAGCACCAUACAUAUGCUCGUGGGUUUCACCGAAGUGGUUAACGUCUGAGAUUGUGAUUUUUAAAUGGAAUUUAGUUGUUUCUGUAUUGGGCAUGUUACAAAAAAAUAAUGAAAAAUAUUGCUUGUAUAUCACGUAUACAUGAUCACGUGAUCACUUUUAAUUAAGAUUUGAGUUUCUAACCUUUUUAUAGCUGACAUGCUUCGUGACUGUUUAGUGAAAAUGGUAUUUCACUUUAUUCAUGCUGAGCAUUUGAAUUUAUCGUUUUUGUUUUCAGUAGUGCAAGGGGGCGAUGGGUGAGCCUCGUAGUUAAAGCGUUCGCGUGGUCACGCGGAAGACCUGGGUUUGAUUCCCCUCAUAUGUACAAUGUGUGAAGCCCAUUUCUGGUGUUCCCCGCCACCAUGAUGUUGCUGGGAUAUUGCUAAAAGUGGCGUAAAACCAUGCUUACUCACUCUCUCAGUAGUGCAUUGCUGUUAUUGACUUUUGAAUGCAGAUUUGACUUUUGGAGAUUCUCAUCUGAAAGUCAUCUCCUCUCAAAUAUAUCAAGAAAUGUACAUGUGUAAACGUUACAACAUCUGGGGCUAGCUGAGGAUCGUUUUGCUUCCAUCAAUGAGUUUUGAUAUUUUUGAGUUUGCUGUGACACCAGGGUGUGAUUCCAUUUAUCAUCCAAAAUCUUUCUGCAAAAUUGUUAAGUUGGUAAACAGUAAUAGCCCACGUUUGUGUGUGUGUGUAAGACAUACAGUGAACAAGCUUAAAAAAUGGCAGAUAUUGAUGUCUUUUAAAUUGUGACGCCAUGGCAAUGAGGCUCUAUUUACAGAUAGUAAUAAACUCAGGACCUGGAGUAAAUACAUCACAACGACAUUCUACACAUUCCAGCUGUACAACAGUUUGAUAAAACUAUCAUGCAAACGAUACCAUUUAUUUGUGUAAAUAUAGUACCACUGUGUCUUACACAAAGCUAAAAGCAAACCCUCUGUGAAAUGGCUGCUUGAUGCCCCGCCCCCUUUAUCUGGUUCACAAGAAUGAUUCAGCUUGAUGUCAAGUCCAGGAAAGAUUGCAAUACCCGACAGGAAGAGACAAGAGGAACCUGAAAUGCAGUAGCUCUCAGUGAAAUCGCCCCAGUGAUUGUAACAGUAUUCUUAAGAAAUAUCAAACUGAAACAUUAUCUAUGACAACAUUAUUAUUGUACUGUGCAGUUUCUAUGACAUGAUUAUUAUUAUACUGUGUCUUAUACCCCGUUGACAUGCACACCAUUUACUAACGUAAGUAAUUUUGCACAUGUGUAACUAUACAUAUGUGUAUAUGUAAAUUUAGUAUGCGUUCACAUGAAAAUCAACUUAGCUGUUUAAAUAAAGUAUUAAAUUGUGUAAGCACACAUAUUCGUCAGUCUGUUUACGGCUUUCAACACAAAACAGGUUGUUUCCAAUCAAAGUUGAAUGAGAAGACAGUUACUUCACUGAAAAUGUUCGCGUGAAGCAACACGUUUGAUUUAAUUUGUACACAAAUUUUUGACUCAUUGAAACCAAAACUCUGUAUAUACGCAUAAAAGUUGACAAUUUGUUUGGUGUUAGCAAAAGAACAGGUAUUUAUUAGAUCUUCCUCUUACCUUAACAUAAACGUUCACAUUGCAACAAAUGCAAACAGAGCAAAUUUACAUUUACAUUUGCACCUGCUCCAGACAUGAUGCCAAUUUGCUCCUAGUGUAAAUAUACACACAUGAGUAAACGCGUUCACAUGACAAGUAUACUCACGUAUGUACUUCUACACAAGUAUGCACAAAUACACACAUAUGUAUAGAGGCGCAUGUGAACGGGGUAUUAGAGAUUUAUUAUUAUUGCAGUCUUUCAGCAGCAUUUGUGUUUAUGGUUUAUCUCGCACCUCAGAACCUUGUUGUACGCUGAAUCAUCACAUAAGCCAAUACCAUA